UUCUAAAUGAGAGCACACAUAUGGUGCCUAUGAUGUGUCAAAGAAUGAAAAGCCCUCGAUCCCUCCCACUCUGGUUGUAGAUUGCACCAUGUUAGAUAAAACCAGUGACAAAGACCAACAGUCUGAGCACUGCUCAGACUGUGGAUGCAUCCUUUUACAGUCUGACUCGGAUUCAAGCAGCACUUCAGCUCAUCCUAAACAGCAACGUGUGCACAAAGCAGUCAGUCCUUCCAAAUGUCCAUCCUGCCAGGCGGGCAGCAGCCUUCCAAAUGGGCGUCGCCGCAUCCGCCUGGACCCUCACAGCUGCAGCCUGUGCUCCAAAACCUUCAUCUCCUCUGCCCACCUGGCCCUUCACCUCGCCUCUCACAAGGAGAGGAAGUUCAGAUGUAGCACUUGUGGGAAGCACUUUCAUCAGGCUUCCCACCUGGUGGCACACAAGAUGAUCCACAGCGGGGACAGGCCAUUUAAAUGCCCAGAGUGCGGUAAGACCUUCGGCCGCGCCUCGCAUCUGAAGACCCACCGGCGGCUUCACACAGGCGAGAAGCCUUUUAAGUGCACCUACUGUGACAAGUCGUUCACACAGAAGGCUGGGCUCCUGGCACACGUCCGUCUACACACAGUGGAGCAGCCAUACAAGUGUGAGCAGUGUGGUAAGGGUUUUCGCUCUUUGUCACGCCUGCUCUCUCACAAGGCCGAGGAGUCGUGUGGGCAUAACAAACCAGUGUCGGCACAGGCAAAACCAGUGUCAGCACCAGCACUCAACCAGCCCAAGAAGACACAGAGUAGCCCUGAGGAUCUCAAGUGUGGCGUCUGCUGUCGCACCUUUGUACGAUCAUCAUACAUCAGAUUGCACAUACGCCUCAACAGAGGACAGCGGCCUUAUCACUGCAAAGUGUGCAACAAGACCUUUGCCAGGCUGGAUACGUUUGUGAACCACUGUGAUAAACACUUACGAGAGAAAGGGGAUAAAAGUGUGGUAAAGGAGGUAAAAGACAAAGUUGUUAAACCUCCCUUGUUUGUCCCGCUCUCCAGGCCUCCUCCUUCUGAAUCCUUAUCCACUCAGCCUUUAUCCUCAGAGGUCAACACACGCUCCAGAGCAAAAGCAAAGAGUAAAACAGAGCCAUGACCAAGAGGAGUGCAUCCACACAGACAAAAAUGGUCUUUAACCAAGAAAUGUGGCAUAAAUAUUCUGCCAUAGCAGAUUGUAACAAAUGCUGGACAGUAUUGUCAUGUUGAUGUAAUUUUCGAAAAAAAAAUCCCAAAACAAUACAAUGAUUGAAAAGUUAUAUGUUUACAAUUACAAUUUACAAAUGAUCAGAAAAAGGGACAGAGAAAGCAAAGUUGUAGUUGAAUAACUAAAAAAAAAUACUGUUAUGUGAUUUAUAUCAUUAGUUCACCAAUUGUUAAUUGGUACACUUUGUAUUAAGUUAUUUUUUAUUUAAAAUAAUUAAUUUAAUUUUCAAUGAAUAUCUUUGUAAGUACCACAAUGUUGCUAUUUUAGCCCCCGAGGCUAAUUAACACUUGUAACAGUAACAUUUCAAUGGCGUACAUUGUUCACUCUAAUCUUUAAAUAUUGAAAAUAUAGUAUCUCUAACUAUUAUAAUUCAUGGUUAAUGUGUUGUUGUUGUUUUACCCAUACAAGCCUAUUGGCAUGUAUAGCAAUCAGAACAAAUUACACAGAGUAAAAAAAAAAAAAUACACAUAAAAGCAUAUUGUGGAGGACUGAACCAUUUCUUUUGUUGCACCUUGAGACCACAAAUAUCUGUUGAAAACAGUUUGUUGUUUCAAUUAUCAACCAUUGUCUUCAAUAAAGCAUCUUAUUCCAUCUAGCCCAAUGAGCAUUCAAGUCAAAGUUACAGUAAUGCUACACAGUUCAUUCUUAGCAUGUAACUUCUUUUGUUAAUCUGCCCUUAUGACAUGGUUCAUGGUGUGCCCUAUCACCUGGGCCUGUAGUUAUCAGGCUUAACAUUUUAGGACUACAUGUCCUGUCAGAUGAGCUUCCUUUGGGCGUCACACUUUAUUCCCAGUCAGCAGCAGCUCCCCGCUGAUACCUCACUGACCCUAAACUCAACAGAAGAUUUAUUAGACUGUUUUCCUGUGGAUCUCCAUGGCUGACGGAGAAUCUGUCACCUCCACAUGGGGAAACUCUUUGUCCCAACCUAUGGACAAAGAGAAACAAACUUUAAGGAUACCAUUUCCAAUUUACAGGUCAAGUUAGGACUCUUGAGAGGCUAAUGUUUGAACAAAGUCACAUUGCAUGAGAGUCACAAAUGUAACCACAAUGCUGUAAAAGAGAAUUAAACAAUCUACCACCACUUGGGCAUAGUUAAUGCAUUAGAUAAGGAGAGUACAAAGUGAAGAUUAAAUGUUUGCCUGGCA
Molecule: messenger RNA, 2379 nt
Organism: Perca fluviatilis (European perch)
Lineage: Eukaryota; Metazoa; Chordata; Actinopteri; Perciformes; Percidae
Product: zinc finger protein 100-like
Exons: 2
Coding region: 89-1126 (345 amino acids)
Biological process (GO): regulation of DNA-templated transcription
Molecular function (GO): RNA polymerase II cis-regulatory region sequence-specific DNA binding; DNA-binding transcription factor activity, RNA polymerase II-specific
Source: RefSeq, a predicted model, not a curated record